CGGCGGCGGCGGGCGGGGCCGGCGGCGGCGCCAUGGAGCGGAGAAGGGAGCGCUGGGAACGGAGAGGGGAGCAGCGCUGAGUGCGGAGGUGGUGCGAUGGCGGCGCCGGGCCCCGUCGCUGUGAGUCGGGCCGCGGGGUCAGGGCGCGGGGAGCCCGAGCAGGAGCGGCCGCUGCCCCUGACGCGGUUGUUGCCGCAGGACGCGAACGGCGUGGGCGGCAGGGCGGUGCGCGUGGGCACCCGCCGGAGCCAGCUGGCCCGGAUUCAGACUGACAGUGUAGUUGAGAUGCUCCGUGAUCUGUAUCCUGACCUCCACUAUGAGAUUGUUGCCAUGUCAACAACAGGAGACAAGAUCUUGGAUACAGCACUUUCCAAGAUUGGGGAGAAGAGCCUCUUCACCAAAGAGCUGGAAAAUGCACUCGAAAGAAAUGAAGUUGACCUGGUGGUUCACUCCUUGAAGGAUCUGCCAACUUCUCUUCCUCCUGGCUUUACCAUUGGCGCUGUCUGCAAAAGGGAAAACCCGCAUGAUGCUGUUGUCUUUCAUCCCAAAAAUUCUGGGAAAACACUCAGCCUCCUUCCUGAAAAGAGUGUAGUUGGAACCAGUUCACUUCGGCGAGCGGCCCAGCUCAAAAAGAAGUUUCCUCACUUAGAAUUCAGGGAUAUUAGAGGGAAUUUAAACACCCGCUUGAAGAAAUUGGAUGAGAAGGAAGACUUUGGUGCCAUAAUCCUGGCUGCUGCUGGGCUGAAGAGAAUGGGCUGGGAAAAUCGCAUCGGCCAGAUUCUAAGCCCAGAAGAUUGUCUGCAUGCUGUUGGACAGGGUGCCUUAGCAGUGGAAGUUCGUGCCAAAGACCAAGAGAUACUGAAUAUGGUAUCUGCCCUGCAUGAUAGAGAAACUGUGCUGUGCUGCAUUGCUGAGAGAGCCUUUAUGAAACAUUUGGAGGGUGGAUGUAGUGUUCCUGUUGCGGUCAACACCAUGCUGAAAGAUGGCCAGUUGUACUUGACUGGAGCAGUCUACAGCUUGGAUGGUUCUGAUAGCCUGAGGGAGACUAUGCAGACCAGCGUUAAUUAUCCCCAACAGAAUGAAGAUGGACCAAACGAUGAUGUGCAGCAUGUUGGCAUCACAGCCAAGACUGUUCCUCGUCAGGCCCAGCAAGCUGCAGAGAACCUUGGUGUUGAACUCGCUAGUUUACUUCUGAGCAAGGGAGCUAAACAUAUCCUUAGUGUAGCAAGGCAGCUCAAUGAUGCCCUCUAAACUUGUGGUGCAGUAGGCAUGACUGCUACAACUGUUGCUCAGGCUGCUGCAGCUACUGUGUCAUCAUCCUUUGUGGGAAGGGAUUUAUUUAAACAUUCACAUCAAUCUCAUCUGAUGUGUGGUCAUAAAAACUUGAAAUAGAAAGUUAAUUUGUGAGGACUUAGCUUUUCAGGGAUUUCAUCCCUCUACGUUUCUCCAACUUGCAAGCUAUCUCUUUGAAGCUUGUUUCAGUGAUUUGAUUGGGUUCCUAGAAAGUCAAAAAGCUUGGGAAAUGUUCUGCAGCAUUCAGGAAUAAGGAACUGAAUACAAAUUAUAAUCAAAGACUAAGUUGUGACAGGACUAAAGAAAAUAAUUUUGGUAGUUAUAGAACUUGCACAAACAUUUGAAUACUAUUUUUGAAUAUUAUUUCAGCCUGUUUGCUCAUCAGAGUGUACUGGGUUCCUAACACAGGGUUCUUCAUAGUAGAGCUCCAAGGAGACUAUGUUCAUCAUAGGUCUCAGUUAAACCACUAAUUAAGUGUAAUCCGAAGUACCUUAGAUGGCCAAUUUAUCCCUGGAUAGAUGUAGUCUUGAGACAGUCACUUAUAUACAAUAACCAAUCAAGAGGGGAGAAAAUGGGCUUAUCAUGCCUUUUUCUGUAACUUGUUGGCUACUUCCUUAUGGUGAAGAGGUGACAUGUCCAGUUCCAUUUGCAGAUUCUCUCUCUGAAGAGAGGACUUCUGUAUUAGUGCCUUGUAGGAACGCUGACAUGGCAUCUUGUUGGGGUAUUGUUUUGGAAAUGAAGCAUUGUUUAUUCUCUUGGCAAAGCCCAGUAAAUGUAACAGCCAAUAAAUACAGUUAA
Rhea pennata is the source of this 2091-nucleotide messenger RNA. RefSeq names its product hydroxymethylbilane synthase (gene HMBS). Gene Ontology annotation, molecular function: hydroxymethylbilane synthase activity. NCBI's taxonomy places the organism in Eukaryota, Metazoa, Chordata, Aves, Rheiformes, Rheidae. The coding region runs from base 97 to 1251 and encodes 384 amino acids. Gene Ontology annotation, biological process: heme biosynthetic process. The transcript is spliced from 13 exons. Gene Ontology annotation, cellular component: cytoplasm. The record is from RefSeq and is a predicted model, not a curated record.